Molecule: messenger RNA, 1757 nt
Organism: Ceratosolen solmsi marchali
Lineage: Eukaryota; Metazoa; Arthropoda; Insecta; Hymenoptera; Agaonidae
Gene: Trxr1
Product: Thioredoxin reductase 1
Exons: 8
Coding region: 70-1680 (536 amino acids)
Biological process (GO): cell redox homeostasis; cellular response to oxidative stress; glutathione metabolic process
Cellular component (GO): mitochondrion; cytosol
Molecular function (GO): thioredoxin-disulfide reductase (NADPH) activity; flavin adenine dinucleotide binding; glutathione-disulfide reductase (NADPH) activity
Source: RefSeq, a predicted model, not a curated record
GCGCUUUUUAUCCCCUCUCUUUUUUCUAACCGUUAGCUUUAUUCUACAAGUCAUGGACGAAGCUAUAUCAUGGCAACGUUACUGUUUUUACCAAGUUUUGUGCUAUCAUUCCGUAGACCUCCUGUUAAGAUAAUUAAUUUAGCUUGUACAAUAUCCAGACACUAUACCUACACUCAGGUUAUAUGCACUAACUUGUCUAUCUAUAUUUUUUCAGAAGAACAGUAUAUGUAUGACUUAGUUGUACUAGGAGGAGGUUCAGGAGGUUUGGCUGCAGCCAAACAAGCAGCAGAACUUGGAGCACGUGUUGCUGUUUUUGAUUAUGUAACGCCAUCUCCAAAAGGAACAAAAUGGGGUUUAGGUGGAACAUGCGUCAACGUCGGGUGCAUACCUAAAAAAUUAAUGCAUCAAGCAGCUUUAUUAGGAGAAGCUGUACAUGAAGCUGCAGCAUUUGGUUGGGUAAUACCUGAUAUUAAAUCUGUUCAAAUUAAUUGGGAGGCUUUAUCAGUUGCUGUACAAAAUCAUAUUAAGUCUGUAAAUUGGGUUACAAGAGUGGAUCUUAAGAAUAAAAAAGUGGAAUAUAUCAAUGCACUUGGUUAUUUCAAAGAUCCACAUACUAUUGGUGGUAUUAUGAAAAAUGGAGAAGAAAAUGUUGUAACUGCUAAAAAUAUUUUAAUUGCUGUUGGUGGUAGACCGAAAUAUCCAGAUAUUCCUGGUGCAAUUGAAAAUGGUAUCACCAGUGAUGAUAUAUUUAGUUUGAGUCAACCACCAGGUAAAACUCUUAUUGUUGGUGCUGGAUAUAUUGGUUUAGAAUGUGCAGGAUUUUUAAAUGGAUUAGGAUAUAAUACCACUGUAAUGGUACGUUCUAUUAUUCUUAGAGGUUUUGAUCAACAAAUGGCAAAUAUUAUUGCUGAAGAGAUGGAGCAACGUGGAGUUCAUUUUAUUUAUCAAGCUAAGCCAAAAUUAAUAAAAAAAGAAGCAGAUGGUAUUCUUGUACAUUGGGUGGAUAAACUAGGUCAAGUUCAGAAAGAUGUAUAUGAUACAGUAUUGUUUGCCAUUGGUCGCAGAGCACUUACGAAAGAUUUAAAAUUGGAAAAUGCUGGUGUUAUUUGUAUUCCUGAUGAUGAUAAAAUUGAUGCUGUAGAUGAACAAACUAAUGUGCCUCAUAUUUAUGCAGUUGGAGAUAUAUUACAUAAAAAACCUGAGUUAACACCAGUAGCAAUUCACGCUGGAAAAUUAUUAUCUAAACGAUUAUUUGCAAAUAGUUCAGAAACUAUGGAUUAUACAAAUAUUGCAACAACUGUCUUUAGCCCUUUAGAAUAUGGAUGUGUCGGUUUAAGUGAAGAGCAGGCUAAUAUAAUUUAUGGCGAAGAUAACAUUGAAAUUUAUCAUGCUUAUUAUAAACCAACAGAAUUCUUCAUACCUCAAAAAGAUAAUAGUCAUUGUUACUUAAAAGUAGUUACUUUGAGAAAUAAUGAUCAAAAAGUUAUUGGUAUGCACUUUAUUGGGCCUAAUGCAGGAGAGGUUAUUCAAGGAUUUGCCACAGCUAUAAAAUCUAACUUAACAUUCCCUAUUUUGAAAUCGACUGUUGGCAUUCACCCAACAUCUGCUGAAGAAUUGAUUCGUGUAUUUAUCACGAAAAGAUCAAAGAUGGAUCCAAAACCACAAAGUUGCUGCAGUUAGAGAAAAUUCAAACGAUAAAAUUUUUAUUUAUGAUUAAUACUUCUUUAUAAUCACGGCAAUAAAAAUAUUAUAAUGUA